This is a messenger RNA of Melospiza georgiana, 2364 nucleotides long. It is a transcript of the gene HSPA13, whose product is annotated as heat shock protein family A (Hsp70) member 13. Lineage: Eukaryota; Metazoa; Chordata; Aves; Passeriformes; Passerellidae. Gene Ontology annotation, biological process: vesicle-mediated transport; cellular response to unfolded protein; protein refolding. Gene Ontology annotation, molecular function: ATP hydrolysis activity; ATP-dependent protein folding chaperone; heat shock protein binding. Gene Ontology annotation, cellular component: cytosol; cytoplasm; nucleus. The record is from RefSeq and is a predicted model, not a curated record. The transcript has 5 exons. Bases 14 to 1417 code for a protein of 467 amino acids.
GCCACGGGCAGACAUGGCGGGGCAGAUAGCUGUGCUGGGCUCUGCUGUGCUGGCCCUGCUCUUGGCCAGCUACCUGGCACAGCAGUACCUGCCCAUGCCCACGCCCAGGGUGAUUGGGAUCGACCUGGGCACCACCUACUGCUCCGUGGGCGUGUUCCUGCCGGGCAGCGGGGCUGUGAAAGUCAUCCUGGACGAGAGUGGCCACAGCAGCAUCCCCAGCGUGGUCUCCUUCACGGACACGGGCGUGCACGUGGGCUACCAGGGCCUGGAGCUGGCUGAUGCCAACCCCCAGAACACCAUCUACGAUGCCAAGAGGUUCAUUGGGAAAGUCUUCACUCCAGAGGAGCUGCAGAGUGAAAGCAGCAGGUAUCCCUUUAAGAUUGUCAACAAGAAUGGAUUAGCUGAAUUUUCUGUGACAACUAAUGAAACCUUUCACAUCACUCCAGAGCGCAUUGGCUCUAAGCUGCUGCUGAAACUGAAGAAAAUGGCAGAAGCCAACCUUGGCAUGUCCAUUUCCAAGGCAGUCAUCUCCGUGCCUGCGGAGUUUGAUGAAAGGCAGAGGAAUUCUACCAUUGAGGCAGCUAACCUUGCAGGGCUCAGCGUUCUGCGAGUAAUCAACGAGCCCACAGCUGCUGCUAUGGCUUAUGGGCUGCACAAAGCUGAUGUCUUUAAUGUCCUGGUGGUGGAUCUGGGUGGAGGAACUUUGGAUGUGUCUCUUCUGAACAAGAUGGGAGGGAUGUUCAUCACACGAGCCAUGGCAGGUAACAACAAGCUGGGAGGACAGGAUUUCAACCAGAGGUUGAUGGUGUAUUUGUAUGAUCAGCUCCGUCAAAGGUUUGAUUCCCUGCCCACGCAGAAGGAGGAGAUUCACCGCAUCAGGCAGGCUGUGGAAGCUGCCAAAUUAAACCUGACUGUCCAUGAGGCAGCUACACUGAGGGUGCUGCUGACUCUGCCAGCAAACCAGCUGACAAGAGAACUUGCAAAAAGCCAGGUAAAAGCAAACAGUGCCUCACAGAACACAGAAGGCCUGAAAAAUCUUGGAGACGCUUCCAAAGUAGAGGGCAACUUUGUGGAAGUCGUGUUUGAAACAGAAAUCUCUCGGAAGCUGUUUGAGAUGUUAAAUGAGGACCUUUUUGAGAAGAUCCUUGUGCCCAUUGAACAGGUGUUGCUGGAAGGGCACCUGCACAAGGCUGAAGUGGAUGAAAUUGUGUUAGUGGGAGGCUCCACACGGAUUCCCAAAAUACGUGAAGUUAUUCGGGACUUCUUUGGGAAGGAACCCAACACCUCUGUGGAUCCUGACCUGGCAGUGGUGACAGGUGUAGCCAUCCAAGCAGGAAUUCUUGCUGGGUCCUGGCCUCUCCAAGUCAGUGCUAUAGAAAUCCCCAACAAACAUUUACGGAAGACUAAUUUUAACUGAAGAGAAACUCUCCUCAGUUGCAUUCCAGCUCUCCAAAAGGAUCCAUACUUAUCUGACUGGCAAUGGAACCUGAUCUUAGCUUCAUUCUAUUCAAUUUUCACCUGUUCCCAUUAGGUGUUACUGGACACCUACCUGUGCUAAAGCUUGAUGUUACUUUAAAGGUACAAACGAGUUCUGAAGUGUGCUGUGUUUACUUGGAGAGGGGAUAUUGGAUGAAAAUGCCAGUGAUGACACACCCACAUUUUCUUGCUAAAUUUUAUUAGCAAAUCCUGGAGUGGUGUGUAUUCAAAGUAUCAAGGGAGUGUGACCAAAGGUUUGAGAUGAUGUGGUACUGAGGUAUUCCUGGGUCCAGUGUAUUUCCUUGGAAGGACUGUGAAGCAGCAUUAAUGCACAGAGCACUGGCAGUGUUCAGCUUACACUUAUUUAUCAGACUGAGCCAUUUGAGCAUUUAGGCACCUUUCCUAAAGGCAUCUUGCAGCUUAAAUGAGACUGAGGCAUUCACUUGAUUCUUCUGCUGUUCAUAACAGCAUAAUGGUAUGCUGAGGCUCCAUGGCAAAUUGUCCCAUGAUUAGGAAACCUUACUGAAAACGUGGCUCUUGCCAGUGCAGUUUCUUGGUCUCCAAGGGCUUCAUUCCUGACCUGGCUGUGAUGGUUAAACACAGGUGCUGAUGUUCUCCACAGAGAACGAGGGUAUAUUGCCAAAUAUUCAUACCUGCCCCUGCCUUACUUUAAAACUACAGUGAUUUUAUGAAUCUUGAAGCCACACUUGCCUGUCUUCCCUUGAAUUUGACCAACAUGAAUUUCAUCAUUCUGCAUUUCCAAGUGUGUGACAUCUUCUCUGUGAAGCGCCCCAAGCCAUACUGUCCUUGUGGAGAAAGUGUGGGACAGAAGGGAUGGCCUGGAUCAAAUGUAAUUCCUGUAGCCUUAGUAAAUGAAAAUUGACCCAA